AUGUCAAUUACAACACUGCAAAUCGGUAUGAAAUUUCCUGAUAUGGAAAGCGUUCGCUCAGCUCUAGAAAACUACUCGGUUGAAACAUCUUCGCCUUAUAAGUUUAGAACUAAUAACUCCAACAAACUACUUGUUGUUUGUCCCUUGUAUGAAGUGGAUGAAGCCAGCACUUGUUCUUUUACGGUCUCUGCCAACAAACGUAAAGAUGGUUAUAUUCAUAUUAUAAGAUUAAUUCAACAUGAUCAAAAUUGCCCAACCUUUUCAGAAACAUUUAAAGUACAUGGGUCAUAUCUUACUAAGUUCACUGCACCAUUGGUUGAGGAUAUAACAGCACUUAAAUCUCGUGAUAUUGUGAAUCGUCUUCGCACAGAAGUGGGUGCUGAGGCAUCAUAUAUGAAAGCUUGGAGAAGUCGAGCUAUUAAUAAAAAACGUGGUGCAGAAGAAAUAGAAAAGAGUUACCAACGUAUAAAUUCACUACUUGACAAUCUGCUGAUUGAGAAUCCAGAAAGUGUUACUACAUUUGAGGUAGAUGGUGAAAACCGAUUUACUCGUGCAUUUCUAUGCUUAUGGCCAUGGAUUAAAGCAGCUGAACAUUGCCGGCCUGUAUUUACAUUUGAUGCUUGUCACUCAAAGUCAAGUUACAAGGGUGUGUAUUUUAGUGUAAGUGCGAUUGAUGGUGAGGGCAAGCUUGUUUCUAUAGCAUUCGCUAUUUGUUCUGUUGAAAAUUCUGAUAACUGGACGUGGUUUUGUGAGCAUUUGCGUAUGGCUCUUCCAUUAAUGAAUACGAUUAAGACUAUAAUUAUAAGUGAUCGUGAAAAGCUUGGAGGUAAAAUCUGGGCUGCGGCUAAAGCAUUACAUGUAGAAGAAUUUGACAAAAUAAUGGAAGAAAUUUCUGAUUUACAUGAGGAGGCAUCUAUUUAUCUUAGUGAAAUACCUUCCGCAACAUGGACCCUUAGCAAAUGUCCUCGAAGUAGAUUCGGCCAUCUUACUUCUAAUACAUCUGAGUCUUUAAAUUCUUGGUUAUGUGAUGAACGUCUUGUAGAACCAUUCGACGCAAUCAUUUUAUUUGUACGCAGGGUCAAUAUGCUUUAUUACAAUCGUCGCACAACAUAUUCUUCAAUCCAAGCAAUGUUGCCAUCUUCAACUACUCAGCAACUUCAAUCUAUUAUCAACAAAUGCCGUAGCAGAAUAGUGUAUCAAGUCAAUGAGUCUGUUUUUGAGGUUAAGAGCAAUAACGGUAGUUUUCGUAUUGUGGAUCUUACCUUAUUAACUUGCACCUGUAAACAAUUUCAAGAGUAUGGGCUUCUCUGUGUACACGCAUGUGCAGCUAUUCUUAAGGCAUGCAAACAGCCUUCACAAUUUGUUCAUUCUACAUAUCACAUCACAACUCUUCAAAAUAUUUAUAAAGAGUCUGUUCAACCUGUUGAUGUGGAAACGUGUUUUUUUGAUAACAAAACGUUGCCACCAGCCAUGAUCAAACAAGCAGGACGACCACGAAAAAUUCAUUUACGUAGCCGUGGAGAGACAGCACCAGAAGACCAACUUACCUGUGAUUGGCGAAUUUCAAUUUAA
Scutellospora calospora is the source of this 1572-nucleotide messenger RNA. The record is from the annotation of a GenBank genome assembly. NCBI's taxonomy places the organism in Eukaryota, Fungi, Glomeromycota, Glomeromycetes, Diversisporales, Gigasporaceae.